AUGCGACCAACUACGUCACUGUCACUGUCGCUUUUGUCGACCCUCCUGCUACUUCCCAUCUCCACAUUAGCUGCCUUUACUGGUGAAGCCGAAGCCGAUGGCGUCAAAUUCGACUUCACCCAGCUAAAAACACAUUCAGUAGUGGUGGAGCAUAAGCAGGACCCCUCUGGUAAAAUUGAGUUGAGCAAAGAUGAGAAGGAAGACCGAUGCCCUGAUGGGACCCAAGUCUGCAUGAUCUCCCGUCUAUGGUACGGCGACAAACCCGACGAACAUGCCGCUCAGAUCAUUUCUUUCGGCAAUGUCGAGAGUCCGAAGGACUCGGAACCGGAGUACACAAUCAUGAGGGAUGAAGAAAAGAAGGUUCUAGGCCUGAACGUCACAUUCCACGGUCCCGAAUAUGGAGAGAAGAAGUUGAAACAAAAUGCCAUCGUCAAAUUUCUGUGCGACCAGGAAAUGACUGGCCUUGAAGAGCCGGAUAAGGACGGAAAGGGCACCAAUGCCUUGAAAUUUGUCGCUUAUGAAGGCGAUCAGACUGUGACCUUGGAAUGGAGGACGAAGUACGCCUGUGAGAAGCCUCUCGGCGAGGCACCAGCUCCGAGUCAAGGCAGUUGGGGAUUCUUCACCUGGUUUAUUGUUAUUGUCUUUUUGGUUGUCGCUGCGUAUCUAAUCUUUGGAUCGUGGCUCAACUACAAUAAAUAUGAUGCUAGAGGGUACGUCCAGCUACCCGUCUGA
Orbilia oligospora ATCC 24927 is the source of this 732-nucleotide messenger RNA. RefSeq lists its product as uncharacterized. Bases 1 to 732 code for a protein of 243 amino acids. The record is from RefSeq and is a predicted model, not a curated record. The transcript has 3 exons. Lineage: Eukaryota; Fungi; Ascomycota; Orbiliomycetes; Orbiliales; Orbiliaceae.